AGGGAACAGAGAGGGAGGAUGACAUGCAGCUAAGCACCAAGGGCUGGAUCUGAACCCAGGACUGCUUCAGCAAGGACUAAGACUAGUGCAAAGGAAUAACACUACCAGCCUUCACUUGCUUCGACUCGCUGAAAGACUCCUGUAGAUCACAGUAUGUGUGGACUGCUGCAAGAAUCGGGGGCACAUUGAGGAGAACGAGAGGAGAGGAGACUGCGGCUGUGAUGGACAGAGGCGGCUUAAGAGAAAGCACAAUGGAAGCUGGAGAGAGGGACGGUGACUGAGGAGAAGGGGAAGUGGGUGCACAAUGCAAAGCCCAUGUGAUUGAUGGAGGCCAUGCAUCGCCGGCACACCACGCUGAGGGAGAAGGGGCGUCGCCAAGCAGUACGGGGCCCGGCCUACAUGUUCAAUGAACGUGGCUCAGCACUCACUGGAGAGGAGGAGCGAUUCAUGGAUGCUGCUGAAUAUGGGAACAUUCCCGUGGUCCGCAAAAUGCUGGAAGAGUCAAAAACCCUCAACUUCAAUUGUGUGGACUACAUGGGCCAGAAUGCUUUGCAGCUUGCAGUGGGAAACGAGCACCUCGAGGUGACCGAGCUGCUUCUAAAGAAAGAUGGUUUGGCCAGGAUUGGGGACGGUCUGCUUCUAGCUAUCUCAAAGGGUUAUGUUCGAAUUGUUGAAGCCAUUUUAGCACACCCUGCCUUUGGUGGAGGUCUCCGGCUGGCUCUGAGCCCUCUGGAGCAGGAGAUGCGUGAUGAUGACUUUUACGCAUAUGAUGAGGAUGGGACGCGCUUCUCCCAUGACAUCACGCCCGUCAUCCUGGCUGCUCACUGCCAGGAGUACGAGAUUGUCCACAUCCUCUUGACGAAGGGAGCUCGCAUAGAGAGGCCUCAUGACUACUUUUGUAAGUGUUUAGAGUGUGUGGACAAACAGAAGAAAGACUCGUUCAGUCACUCUCGCUCCAGGAUGAAUGCAUACAAAGGUCUAGCCAGUGCGGCGUACCUGGCGCUCAGCAGUGAAGACCCUGUGCUGACAGCCCUCGAGCUCAGCAACGAACUGGCGAGGCUGGCCAACAUUGAAACUGAGUUCAAGAAUGACUACCGCAAGCUGUCCAUGCAGUGCAAGGACUUUGUGGUGGGUGUGUUAGACCUCUGUCGGAACACAGAGGAAGUGGAGGCCAUACUCAAUGGUGAUGUGGACCUAUGUCCUCCGAGCCCCUACAACCGACCCUGCCUCAGCCGAGUGAAGUUGGCCAUCAAGUACGAAGUCAAGAAGUUUGUCGCCCAUCCUAACUGUCAACAGCAGCUGCUUACUAUCUGGUACGAGAACCUGCCUGGUCUGAGGCAGCAGUCUGUCGGUGUGAAGUGUUGGACAGUGUUGGGGGUCACUGUGGGUCUGCCCUUCCUGGCCAUCUCCUAUUGGAUAAUGCCAUGUAGCAAGCUGGGUCAGAUCCUGAGGAGCCCCUUCAUGAAGUUCGUGGCUCAUGCAGUCUCCUUCACUAUCUUCUUGGGUCUGCUGGUGGUCAAUGCUUCGGACCGCUUCGAGGGAGUCAAGAACCUGCCCAACGAGACCAUCACAGACCACCCCAGACAGGUGUUCAGAGUCAAAACCACCCAGUUCUCCUGGACGGAGAUGUUGAUCAUGAAGUGGGUCCUUGGUAUGAUCUGGUCAGAGUGUAAGGAGAUCUGGAGCGAUGGUCCCAGAGAGUACAUCAUGCAUCUGUGGAACGUUCUGGACUUUGGCAUGUUGUCCAUCUUUGUGGCGUCUUUCACGGCACGCUUCAUGGCCUUCCUCAAGGCGACCAAAGCCCAACAGUAUGUUGACAUGCAUGUACCCGACGAAGACCUCAGCAACGCAUCCCUGCCUGAGGAAGUCGCUUACUUCACAUACGCCAGGAACAAGUCGCCCUCAGACCCCCAGAUCAUCUCAGAGGGUCUGUACGCUAUUGCUGUGGUGCUCAGUUUCUCUCGCAUCGCCUACAUCCUUCCAGCCAAUGAGAUUGGCCCUCUGCAGAUCUCUCUGGGGCGUACGGUCAAAGAUAUCUUCAAGUUCAUGGUCAUCUUCAUCAUGGUGUUUGUGGCCUUCAUGAUUGGCAUGUUCAACCUGUACUCGUACUACCUGGGAGCCAAGUACAAUCCUGCCUUCACCACGGUGGAGGAGAGUUUCAAAACGCUCUUCUGGUCCAUCUUUGGGCUGUCUGAAGUGAUCUCAGUGGUGCUCAAGUACGACCAUAAGUUCAUAGAGAACAUCGGCUACGUGCUGUACGGGGUUUAUAACGUCACGAUGGUGGUCGUCCUUCUCAACAUGCUCAUCGCCAUGAUCAACAGCUCGUACCAGGAGAUGGAGGAGGACGCUGAUGUCGAGUGGAAGUUCGCCCGAGCAAAAUUGUGGCUCUCCUACUUUGAUGAAGGACGCACCCUGCCUGCCCCCUACAACCUGGUUCCCAGUCCAAAGUCCUUCUACUACCUGGUUCUCCGCAUCAAGUCCUGCCUGAUUCGUCUCUGCAAGGCCAACAGCCGUCGUCAUAACAACGAGUUGGAGCUGGGCAUGCUCAACUCACAGGCCAAGGAUGAACGCUUCAGGUCUUAUCCACGCCCGGGCGAGGAGUUCAUCCCAAAAAAAUCGAGAACACAUCCGACCAGAUACCAGAACAUCAUGAAGCGUCUGAUCAAGCGGUACGUGCUGAAGGCUCAAGUGGACAGAGAGAACGAUGAAGUCAAUGAGGGCGAGCUGAAGGAGAUCAAGCAAGACAUUUCCAGCCUCCGCUACGAGCUCCUGGAAGAGAAGUCACAGGCAGCCGGAGAGCUGGCUCUGCUUAUUCAACAACUCGGCGACAAGUUUGGCAAGAACACCAUGAGGCACUGACAGGACUCGCAAGAAUGAGAGAGGGAAAAAGAUGUGAAAAGAGAGGGUGAAAUCAGGGGGAGGAAGGGGCAGAAAAGCAGGGUCAUGGGAGGUAUUUUUAAGAAUUUAGAGUGGGAGAGUGAGAAAAAUAGAGGUGAUGAAAGAUUUUUAGGAUGACGGGGCUAAAAGAACACAAAAGUAAAGAAAAAUUGGAACAGAGUUAGCAAAUUUAGGCAAUUGUUUUGUAUAUGCAUUGGCUUGUUUGUUAGGAAUGUAGGAAAAUGGCAACUGUUACUAUAAUUGAACAUGAGGUCAUGGGGUCAGAGGUGAAGUGGAGUUUUUGAUGACGGCUGCAGUCAAAUUACAGACGACAUCUUCAGGGACUGAGAGUUAGGAGGGAGACAGAGUCACAGGCUGUGAGAGAGACAGAGGGAGAGGAAUGAGGAGGAAAACACAAGCACCAUGAGAAACAAUGAAGAGGCAGCGCAGGCUAGAAGACUGAGGCAGCAUCAGGGCGAAGGCAUACACAUCCACUGCCAAGAGAUAUCAGAAGAAGAGAGAGAGGGAGACCCAAAGAGGGGAUAAGACAAAAGGAAGGGAUGCAGAGUGAGAGGGGGCUGAAAAAAAAAAGAGGAGAACACUGCCAAUAUAUUUCACAAUAGAAAGACUGACUCUUCUUCUCUGUGCUCACUUCGCCUGGGGUAUAACAUUGACACCUGUGUAUAUACUGUGCAGCCCUUUAUACAGCAGGCUUUCUAAUUAAUGCACAUCUGUCCUCAAUGCACAACUUGUGAUCAGGAGACCGAUGAUUCAGGAAAAAGUGGAAAACAAGUCAUUAAAGUUUACUAAAAAAAAAUGUAACUUCAUCUCAUUUUAACGUUAGUUAGAUGCUGAUCUCUACUUACAGAUUCUACAUAAAGAUAUAGAUUCUGUUCUGGGGUGUCUGGAUUUUAGUAUGGGAAAUAGUCCUUUUGUUGUAGAUUUGUAGUCUGAGUGUGAUCAAUCACAUAUCAGCAGCCUUUGGUGUAUGCAGAAAAGACCGCCUCUAUUGGGAUCAAAAGCAGGCUAAACAAAAUCUUCCAUGACUUCCUGGCUCCUGUGAGUGAUAAUCUGACAGCAAUUCAUUUCAUUAUAUGGUGUCUUCAUCCUAAUGUAGCCAAUCGUCUGUUCUGAAUCAAAAAUUUAAAGUAGGAAGACAAAUCUGCUUUAUGCUGUGUUGCGAAAGUCAGUCAGAACUUAAAUCCUUUUAAUUGCAGGUAAAUUACUUACAAAUCAGUUUCCUUCCAGGUUUCACUGAAGAAAGCCAGUCACUGUGUAACUUACUGUUUACAGUGAAACUGAGACUCACAAGAAACAGAUUAACUGACACCCCUCGAGGGAUGUUAUGAACAAAGAAAUUAUGGCAUUCAUUAUCCAGACAAAUCUAGAUCUGAUGGGGUGAAUGUCACUUAGCUUUACUUAGAGCAUUUUGUUGCUUCUCAAGUUGCUCAUUAGACUAUAAAUAUCAUGAUAACAAUAAUAUAAAUAACAGCACUUGGAAAAGGACAUUUUGGCUUUUAGUUGUUUAUCUCUAACUGCUGUCUAGCCCUGAAAUGCUGGCCAUCAUUGCCAGAGAUAUUGCGACAGACAUAAUGUCUUCUAACCCAGAAACAGUGUCCCAAACCAAAAUAUGCUGCCAUCAACGUUGCAAUUUUGACAAACUCACAGACGGAAAAUAAAAACAGUUUAUACAACAUAAUGAAAAUCUUCACACUAUGUUCAUAGUGGAGGUCACAAUCCCAUUAUCAUUACAAAUAGACCUGGAUAAAUGUUGUGUAUAUUUUCCUGUUCAUUGGACCUUUGCGGCACAAUUUUUCUCUGCACAACACUUUUUCUAAAAUAGCAGCUGAAAAGCGACACGUCCUCCAGGAUUUGUGUUUACAGCUGGGAAAUGGAGGAGGUCAGUGCUUUCAAGGAGAACACGAAGCCAGACAAACUCCUCUGUCUGAUCGCUUUGGGGCAAACACACAUUUGAAAGAUGAGAAAAUGUGCGAGUUAUUCUAGACUCUGAGAAAAACAACAAAGCAAUCAUUUGGCUAUAAACAUGAGGAUUCUCCUGAGGAAGCUGUGUGGAUUUUAUGGUUUUGUUUUUCUUUUGGAGUCUUGUUUGACAGACUGCUGUACCAUAACUCGCUGUGGUUGACUUCACCGUAAAUGAGCUUACAGAGAGGAUGUUUGUAUCUAACAGUAAACUUUAUACAGCAGUGGAUACAACCAGGACACUACAAAUAUAAUCAGUGUUCUUCAUGUAGCAGCAGACUUUGGGGAUUUUCACCCUUAAUUAUUAUGAUAUCAAGCAGAGAUUCUUUCAGAUUAUAAUAUUUCAUUCAUAUUUAAAGUACAGUAGUGGAUGAAAAUGUAUAUCUUUUUUAAAUCCAUUUAAAUGUGACAGCUUUUGUGUUAAAUCAAUAGAUUUAAUCCAGUUAGAUGGUAAUAAUAUAUCGUAAAAUCCCUCCCUUUCCUUUCAAAACUAAUUUGAUAACCCCAAAAAUAGAACAUUAUCACGAUACAAUAAUACAAUUUCAUUAUUCUGUUAUUGUUGGGAUAUUAUCAAAUAUCAUUGGCCUGAUAAGAGCAAGGAUUAAUUUCACUGAUUAACACAUUUAGAGUGCUGUGAUUAUAAAUCAUUUGUUUUGCUAGGAAAAUAAUCCUUUCAUCUUGACAUCAUUAUCCAUUACAGGGAAACUGUAAUAAGGUACUUCAACAACAGAUAUAUCUAUAUUUGGAUCAUUGUUGGUAGUUUUUUAAGCUUACUUCUGCUACCAAGAGCUGUAGUGAGCUGAAGCACACAUUAUAAGACGGGUUUCUGUUUAUUAUAAGAAGGCUUUAAACAUAAACUUACUGAGAGAUGUUUUAGAUACACAAAUGUUGUUUAGCGUCAAGCUUUUGUUUGAAUGAAUAGUGGGACUUAAACAUGUGUCUGUAUUUAUUUGUCUUGUGUGUGUCAGAGAGAGAGAGAGAGAGAGAGAGAGAGAGAGAGAGAGAGAGAGAGAGAGAGAGAGAGAGAGAGAGAAGUUUAUGUUCUGUGAAGUCAGGCAGUCCCUGAGAACGUUUUAACAUUUCCUUCUUCUGAAAGACUAAAUUACCUGAAAUACUGUAUUUUUAACUUGUACGCAA
This is a messenger RNA of Notolabrus celidotus (New Zealand spotty), 5994 nucleotides long. RefSeq names its product short transient receptor potential channel 7-like. Gene Ontology annotation, biological process: regulation of cytosolic calcium ion concentration; manganese ion transport; calcium ion transmembrane transport. Gene Ontology annotation, molecular function: protein binding; inositol 1,4,5 trisphosphate binding; store-operated calcium channel activity. Gene Ontology annotation, cellular component: cation channel complex; membrane. The record is from RefSeq and is a predicted model, not a curated record. Lineage: Eukaryota; Metazoa; Chordata; Actinopteri; Labriformes; Labridae.